Acanthosepion pharaonis is the source of this 516-nucleotide messenger RNA. The record is from the annotation of a GenBank genome assembly. Lineage: Eukaryota; Metazoa; Mollusca; Cephalopoda; Sepiida; Sepiidae.
AUGGAGAAAGCCUAUUGGGAUCAAGCUCAUUCCGGUCCGCUCAUUCUAUCCCACCAGAACAUACUUGUCACCCCCAUCAACUCUCUCUCUCUCUCUCUCUCUCUCUCUCUCUCUCUCAAAACGUUUUUACGGACUAGUGUUUGUUCAUAUCUAUCUAUCUAUCUAUCUAUCUAUCUAUCUAUCUAUCUAUCUACGUUUGUCAUAUCCUAUUUAUCUAUUUAUGUUUAUAUCUAUCUCAAUCUGUUCAUAUAUAUCUAUCUCAAACUGUUCCUAUCUCUAUACUCUAUAUAUCUCUAUAUCUCAAUCUGUUUAUAUCUACCUAUCUAUCUGUUUCAAACUGUUGAUAAUUAUCUGUUUAUAACUGUUGAUAUCUAUCUGUUUCAAACUGCCGAUAUCUAUCUAUCUAUCUAUCUAUCUAUCUAUCUCAAUUUGUUCUUAUAUUUUAAAGAUGUAAUAAAUAUAAAUCCAUUAAUACUUUUGUCGUCGUCAUCUUCUUCUUUGUGGCAUGUCCCUUAA